Chara braunii is the source of this 3413-nucleotide messenger RNA. The record is from the annotation of a GenBank genome assembly. NCBI's taxonomy places the organism in Eukaryota, Viridiplantae, Streptophyta, Charophyceae, Charales, Characeae.
CCAGUUGUUUACUGAUCUCUUCGUUCACUUGAGAUAGGAUAGUCGUGGGCUUGGCGUCAACUGAGAGGUGUGGAUGAGAUGUGUAAUGGUGAAUGGAGGAAGGAGGAAUGUGGAAGCGUUCGGAUACGAACUGGAGUCGAAGGAUUGGCGAUCUGAUUGGCGAGCGCGGCGGAUUCGGAUCUUGAGGUAUGAGGUGGGUGGAGAGUGGCGGCCGUUGAAGUGCGGGUUGGUGGAUUAUGGGGGAGGGGAGGGCGAGAAGGGGAGACACCGGGGUUGCGAAGUCUGGAUCGGAUUGGGGGAGUUCUGGAAGCACUGGAGAUGGGGCUGGGGGUUGGGGGCAUUGGCGGGGACGGAGGAUGGCUGGUGUUUUGUCGCUCCUGUCCAGACAGGUCAUCAACAUGUAACGGAAAUUGUUGUCCAUCUUCUUCAGUAUAUGCUAUAUAACCAUUCCCCGACACCGUCGUCACCCAACCCGCCGACCUUCAUGGCAUUAACCGAUGUUGUUGUUGUUGCUGCCAUUUUCUCCGUGCAGGUCAUGCGAAUCCCAAUUGCAGAUGAGUUGCUGCUUGAUGUCCUCGUGGCGUUCUGUCGACACUCACCAGGAGCAGCUGAGGCAGUUAUGCGCUGCCCAAGGUUGAUGGAGACUGUGAGGCAAAGGUUUAUCAUGGACGAUCAGGGAUGGUGCUGCACACCUAUCCCCUCGACAGUCAUAAAGUCAAUAAAACUGCUGAAGGUUCUUUGUGUGGCAGGGCGAGACCAUGUUGUUGUCUUGCGAAACAGUGGGUUGCUGGAAAGCUGCAAGCGGCACUUGCUGCUGACAGGGAAGGGUGAAUCCUUGGUGGAGAAGAGGAGCAGCAGUUCACGGGAGAGAGAUCUGGCGAAGCUAGAACAGGAAAGACGUAUGGCAGCUCGAUCAGAGAGCUUCAGGCUGUGGCGCGCUUGCGUGAAGUAUGGGCUCGAUGUUUCCGUGUUCGCGGAUUAUUAUGCUGCAGGGCUCUGCUGGUGUCUUGUUCCUCCUUGUCUACUUCGAGAUGCAGACGCGCAAGUAGAAGACGGGGAGAAGAAGGGGCACGAGCAUGGCGUUGAGGCUUGGGUUGAUGGCCGGGAGGCAUUUCUUUUACUAGAGGGGUUGGCAACGACACUAGCGCCCCUGGAAAGAAAAAUCCAGAAGUCUAGACAGUCCAGCAUUGCUGUCUCAAGGGACAAGUAUGAGGAAUGUAAUCCAGAGGUAGUUCGGUGGCCAUGGAGCGUAGCGCUCCCGUUUGUGCAAACGGCAUGUGAAUGGCUGCAGCCGCAAAUCUUGGCGGAAGCGUUUCGGAGCGCGAGUGGCGGCCCUGGGGACGAGAUACCUUGUCAACGACAGAUAAAAUGUCACACUUUUUCUGCUGCCAAACUGAGUGCGAUUUCUGCAGUGCUUCAUUUCCUUGCAACGGUCGUUGAGAGAGGAUCUGUCGUCCACAAUGAUGGGGUUCCGGAGGAAGAUUGUGUGAAAGAACAGGUCAUGACUGCACACAAUUGGUUGCCGUUUGCAGUCGUCGAAAAAGUACGCAAAUCUCUUGUAGAGGGAGGACUAAUCAGAGGGGAGGGUUUUGUUUCCACCGAGACGGAGGACAAGCUCUGGAUUGCUCCACGGCUCUUGGCCGUAGCUGAGAGGGGAGAAUCAGACUUGGCUAGUGCAGUGGCCGCCACAUCUUGUUUGCGUGCUAUCGUAAGGCUUACGGCUGUCAUCACCAAUGCCAUGGGUGCGCAGGGAGUGGGCAUGGAGGUGCUUCGUUCCAAUCACAGUUUGCUCAACAGAUUGUUGGAAACAAGAGGUUUAAGGAAGGUGACGGUAGAGGAGAGCCACAGUGGUGGCUUUUUGUGGGGACAGCAGAGUGGGGUGAACAGCAACACCAGGGGGGGUACGGCCCCGGGUGUAGGUUUCGGAUGGUUCAUCAAAGGUGGUGGACGACUCUGGACCGAGGGUGGGGUGCUGUGGCAGGAACGCGCUCGCCUUCUCGGUGAACUUCUGGUAGCAGUUGAGCCUUCAGAUUUGUUGAGGAGCCGGUGCACUAAGCCGCCUUCUAGCGAGCUCAAGGUCGGCUGCGAGCUGUUGGACGCUGCGCUUGGAGUUUUGGAUCUCAUGGACCCCAGGGAUAGAGUGCUUGUGCGACAAGUUGUCGCGCACGUCAUUCUUUCAGAAGAAUGUUGCAGGCUGUCGACGGAUCAGACCAGGGACUAUCUUGGCUGGCCGCCCAGCGCUACUAACGUGAGCGCAGGGAUGGAGGUCGGAAUUACUGCGGUAAUCCGCAAAGCAAUGAUCAGACACUACAUGAGGGAAUGGCUGUCUUUGAGGAGAAAGCAUAAUAAAGGCGAGGAAACUGGACAGCAAAAGCGGGGGAAUGCUGCUGCUUUGAACUCUGCCAGCAGAAGAGGAAGCAUGCGGCUUGAGAGUAUCAGGGAGAACUCUGAGGAGCAGGCAGACAGCCCCGAGCAGCCGAUGAAUGAAUAUGAAUUGCGGGAAGAUGCAGAGGCAGCUGAUGGGCCAAGCAGAAAGAGGCUGAUGCAUGAGUGGAUUAACCAGAGAUUGCCUCUUCCAUCGCAUUGGAUGCUUAGUCCGAUGGCGAUUGGAGCAGGUCUCAUGGAGCUAGGGGCAAAGGAUGUAAAGAAGAUGGAGGAAGAUGGCGGAUUUGCAUCCAUAGCCAAGAAUUGGGAGGAGAUAAAAUUCGCAGUGAAAGGCUGUCUGGUCAUGAUAACGGCGUUCGAGCGGCUUGUCCUUCGUUACACCAAACAGAUUCCUUUCGCGAGAAAAGUGCAUGCUUUGUCAGAGGCGUUCCUGAUGGGACCAGACUUCUUCGCUGACGGUGAUGUCAGGGCACUGCUGAAAGCAUUGCAGGAUUUGAUAUUUGCUGCCAAUCGUAAGAAGGACGAAAGAGAGCAGGGCGACUACGAUGUGGACUUUGCUGGGCAGGUGGAUGCUGCGUACGAGCCGUUCAUCGAAUCUCUUGCAGAACAUUUCUCGGAGACAUCCUUUGGGGACGAGGUCUUUGCGCGACAGAUUAGCAUCUUGUUCCAACAAAAGGUUGCGCACAGGCUUCGCUUGACUCUUUGGUCUGUUCUGGCUGAUGCGCAAGGACUGGCUCUUCUUCCACCUUUGGAGCUAUGCUGUGGGCCUCCGGACGCCUAUCUUUACCCCUCAGAGAUAGUCAUGUUCCAAGCGGAGAGCACAAUGCAAUGAGAUACCACCCAAGUAAGUGCACUACAGUGAACCAAAUGCCAAUGUCGACACUCUCUGCCCACAGCAACAUAGUAUCCAAUGUCGCUCCUCUCUGAUUGGCGCUCGGCGCCCAUCCUACACUUCUCAGCCUAUAAUGGACAACUCAAUCAAUCAAUCAAUCAAUCACUCCAUCAAUCAAUCAAUCUGCAUUAACCUA